AUGGCUGCAGUCAUUACGUUACCGACUUUUAUUUGCAUCACUUCUCUUUUGUUGUUACUGAGUGUCAACUGUCUAACAGGAUGGAGAGCGGACAUUAGCGGUCUCGACCUCUUUCGAUCAAAGCGCCCCCAAUCGAUAAACGGCAAUCGUGUCGAACGUGCUGACCAAGCCGACGAUAAGGAUGAUGAACAAGAUGGUGGAAAGGAAGAUGGUAAGAAAGGAGAUAACAGCACAGAGAAAAAUUGGAAAUAG
Messenger RNA from Cooperia oncophora, 252 nucleotides. The record is from the annotation of a GenBank genome assembly. Lineage: Eukaryota; Metazoa; Nematoda; Chromadorea; Rhabditida; Trichostrongylidae.